AUGGCACAAAGCUUACGAUUGCACUUUGCAGCCCGAAGAAGCAAUACUUAUCCUUUGUCAGAAAGCUCCGGAGAUGAUUUGGAUAGCAAUGUUCACAUGUGCUUCAAAAGACCAACCCGGAUUUCAGCGUCUAAUGUUGUUCAAAUGAAGCUGACUCCUAGACAAACUGCACUAGCUCCGUUAAUACAGGAAAACCUUAAGUCUCAGGAAAGAUCAUCUGUUCCUUCACCUGAAAAUGUUAAUAAAAAGAGCAGCUGUCUGCAGAUUUCGCUACAGCCGACAAGGUACGGUGGAUAUCUUCAGCCUAACAAUGUCUUAGCUGAUGGGGAUGAUGCUUCGUUGACAUGUGUCUUCAAGGACGGCAUUUACAACAAUGCUGUGGCUGAUAAUGAACUGAAUGCUGUGAGUGAUGGUAACCUUGUAAGCGGUUCUGCCCUUCGCAGCGGUAGCCUUAGUAACUUUUCCACCAGUGAGAAUGGGUCUUACAGCAGCAACGGUAGUGAUUAUGGAUCAUGUGCAAGUAUCACAAGUGGUGGUUCCUACACAAACAGUAUCAUCAGUGACAGCAGUGGUUAUACUCUUCCACCAACUGACGAUACUUUUUUGGGUGGAAAUCUACCUUCUGACGGCACCUCCAAUAGAAGUGUGCCAAACAGGAAUACUAUUCCAUGUGAAAUUUUUUCAAGAAGUCCAAGUACUGUUCCUUUUGUCCAGGAGGACUUGGAGCGUGGACUAGAAAUUAUGAAAUUGCCAGUGAGCAGGAACUCAAAAAUUCCACUGAAACGUUGUUCAUCUUUAGUCAUUUUUCCUAGGAGUCCUUCAAAUACCCCACCAACUUCUCCAACAAGUACGGAUAUUCUUCCAAGCAAAGGAUCCUAUCAAACCUCACACCAGUUUAUUAUUUCUCCUAGUGAAAUUGCCCACAGUGAAGAUGGGACGAGUGCUAAGGCAUUUCUUUCCACAGCUGUCAAUGGACUUCGGUUAUCUAAAACAACGUGUACUCCCGGAGAAGUAAGAGACAUAAGACCACUUCACAGGAAGGGCUCAUUACAAAAGAAAAUUGCUGUUGCAAAUAAUAGUCCGAAUCAGACUGUCUGUGAAAAGUCAUCUGAAGGAUAUUCUUGUGUCUCAGUGCAUUUCAGCCAACAAAUAGCAACUACAUUAGAUUGUGAAACAGCAAAUGGUGAUUGUAAACCAGAGAUAUCAGAAAUGAAGCUUAAUUCUGAUUCAGAGUGCAUUAAGUUUAGGCAGAGGACAUCUGCACGUUUACCAUCCUCUCAAAACAUAGAUUACCAAAUAAAUAUCAAUGGACAGUUGGAAAGACCAAAUUUACAGAUAAACAAAAACUAUGCUAUUUUACAAAGAAGUAUUUCAUUGGGAGGAACUUAUCCAAAUGUUUCCUGUUUAUCCAGCCUUAAGCACAAUUGUUCUAAGGGGGGACCAUCACAAUUACUCAUAAAGUUUGCAUCUGGAAAUGAAGAUAAAGUUGAUAACUUAUCAAGAGACAGUAACAGAGAUUUUACAAAUGAACUAUCUAAUUCUUUAAAGCAUUCUUGUAAGACAAGAGAUGAUUUCCUAGGUCAAGUGGAUGUUCCUCUUUAUCCAUUACCGACAGAAAAUCCAAGAAUGGAGAGACCAUAUACGUUUAAGGAUUUUGUUCUUCACCCAAGAAGUCACAAAUCAAGAGUUAAAGGUUAUCUGAGAUUAAAAAUGACUUAUUUACCUAAAACCAGUGGCUCAGAAGAAGAUAACACAGAACAGGCUGAGGAAUUAGAGCCUGGCUGGGUUGUUUUGGACCAACCAGAUGCUGCUUGCCAUUUGCAGCAGCAGCAAGAACCUUCUCCUCUACCUCCAGGAUGGGAAGAGAGGCAGGAUAUUCUUGGAAGGACCUACUAUGUAAACCAUGAAUCUAGAAGAACACAGUGGAAAAGACCAACCCCUCAGGACAACCUAACAGAUGCUGAGAAUGGUAACAUGCAACUGCAAGCACAGCGUGCAUUUACCACCAGGCGGCAGAUAUCUGAGGAGACAGAAAGUGUGGAUAAUCGAGAGUCUUCCGAGAACUGGGAAAUUAUAAGAGAAGAUGAAGCCACCAUGUAUAGCAAUCAGGCCUUCCCAUCACCUCCAGCAUCAAGUAACUUGGAUGUUCAGACUCAUCUUGCGGAAGAAUUGAAUGCCAGAUUCACAAUUUGUAGAAAUUCAGCCACCGGCCAGCCAGUAUCCAGCUCGAAUCAUUCCAGCAGAAGAGGCAGCUUACAAGCCUAUACUUUUGAGGAACAGCCUACACUUCCUGUGCUUUUGCCUACUUCAUCUGGAUUACCCCCAGGUUGGGAAGAAAAACAAGAUGAAAGAGGAAGAUCAUAUUAUGUAGAUCACAAUUCCAGAACUACCACCUGGACAAAGCCCAUGGUACAGGCCACAGCCGAGACCAGUCAGCUGCGGUCAGGCCAGAGUUCUGCGUGCCCUCAACCACACGUCCCCACGAGUGAUUCAGCACAGCAGGUGACCCAGCCGUCUGAAACGGAGCAAGGAUUCCUUCCCAAAGGCUGGGAAGUCCGGCACGCACCCAAUGGGAGACCUUUCUUUAUUGACCACAACACCAAAACCACUACCUGGGAAGAUCCAAGACUGAAAAUUCCAGCUCAUCUUAGAGGAAAGACAUCACUUGAUUCUUCCAAUGAUCUGGGACCUUUACCUCCAGGAUGGGAAGAAAGAACUCAUACAGAUGGAAGAAUCUUCUACAUAAAUCACAAUAUAAAAAGAACACAAUGGGAAGAUCCUCGGUUGCAAAAUGUAGCAAUAACUGGACCAGCAGUGCCCUACUCCAGGGAUUACAAAAGAAAGUAUGAGUUCUUCCGACGAAAGAUGAAGAAGCAGAAUGACAUUCCAAACAAAUUUGAAAUGAAACUUCGUCGUGCAACUGUCCUUGAGGACUCUUACAGGAGAAUUAUGGGUGUCAAGAGAGCAGAUUUCCUCAAGGCUCGGCUGUGGAUUGAGUUUGACGGUGAAAAGGGGUUGGAUUACGGAGGAGUUGCCAGAGAAUGGUUCUUCCUGAUCUCAAAGGAAAUGUUUAACCCUUAUUAUGGGUUGUUUGAAUAUUCUGCUACGGAUAAUUAUACCCUACAGAUAAAUCCAAACUCCGGAUUGUGUAAUGAGGAUCACCUCUCUUACUUCAAGUUUAUUGGCCGGGUAGCUGGAAUGGCAGUUUAUCAUGGCAAACUGUUGGAUGGUUUUUUCAUCCGCCCAUUUUACAAGAUGAUGCUACACAAACCAAUAACACUUCAUGAUAUGGAAUCAGUGGAUAGUGAAUAUUACAAUUCACUAAGAUGGAUUCUUGAAAAUGAUCCAACAGAAUUGGACCUCAGGUUUGUCAUAGAUGAAGAGCUUUUUGGACAGACACAUCAACACGAGUUGAAAAUUGGCGGAUCAGAAAUAGUUGUUACCAAUAAGAACAAAAAGGAAUAUAUUUAUCUUGUAAUACAGUGGCGAUUUGUAAAUCGAAUCCAGAAGCAAAUGGCUGCAUUUAAAGAGGGAUUUUUUGAACUAAUACCACAGGAUCUCAUCAAAAUUUUUGACGAAAACGAACUAGAGCUUCUUAUGUGUGGAUUGGGAGAUGUCGAUGUGAAUGACUGGAGAGAACACACAAAGUAUAAGAAUGGCUACGGUGUGAAUCAUCAAGUCAUACAGUGGUUUUGGAAGGCUGUUCUAAUGAUGGAUUCAGAAAAAAGAAUAAGAUUACUUCAGUUUGUCACUGGCACCUCUCGAGUGCCCAUGAAUGGAUUUGCUGAACUAUAUGGCUCAAAUGGACCACAGUCAUUUACAGUUGAACAGUGGGGUUCCCCGGAAAAGCUGCCACGAGCCCACACAUGCUUUAACCGCUUGGACUUGCCGCCCUAUGAAUCAUUUGAAGAAUUAUGGGAUAAACUUCAGAUGGCAAUUGAGAACACUCAGGGCUUUGAUGGCGUCGAUUAGAUUCCAAAUAACAAUCUAGAGUGUUUCACUGCCACUUUUGUAUAAGCAAAAUCUUGACUUAAAAUUUUCCAGGGAACUACUAAAACUUGGCCUUUGUUUCUUCCCAGAUACUGGAGAAAAAUCAUAUAAAAGCAUUAGAAGAAAGAGUUUGACAACCUUACCAUUAUUUCAUUCAUUUUUACAACAGUAUGUUGCAUUGACACAGCUGUUUCUUUCCAUCUUUAGAGUUCCCACUCUAGGAUUUAAAUCCCAUGUGCCUGAAAUAGUGAGUUGUGUCCUUAACAUUUACCUCUUUUACAGUAUUUACCAGGCAGAUCUUCCUUAAACUACUGAAAUUAUAACUGUGAAAUAUUUGUGAUAAGUGUCAUGUGUGAAAAGUUGGAUGCUUUUUGAGAAGGAAAACUGAAAUUUGGAAAAGAAUACUUUAAUAUUGAUUAAACUACAAUAUACUUCAUGAUGCCUACAGCUAUUAUUAUUCUGUAGACCUGCCUACUUCACCUUACUGCCCAGAUUUUUGAAAAAAAACCUUGGAAAAUGUGUUACCUAUCUUUUUAGUCCACUGACUCACUUGCAAAAAAAAAAUUGUUUACUUCUUCAUUUUAAAAGUAUUUGGCUUUUGUUAAUAUGUAGCUUUACUAAACGAGGUGGUUUAUAAGACAUGAAGCGAAUUCAGAUUCGCAAAGUGUGAAAAGUAUUAACGCCUCCAUCUUGCCUGUAUAUCCUUUUGAUUCACUGGCAUAGUCAGCACUCCUUCCUGUUUAAGGUAAAAGAAUUCCUUCUUCGGACAUUACACUAAAGCUCCGCAGAGCAGUAUUUCUAAAUAUGCCUUGAAGAGCUAAGUUAAAUGUAUAGUACUUGCCUUUACUAGUCAUUCUUUACACUUGCCCAAUUAUGUAGUAAAUAUGUUUACAGAACAUGUUUAUUAUGUUUACAGAUUAAGCUAAUUUC
This is a messenger RNA of Callorhinus ursinus (northern fur seal), 4920 nucleotides long. RefSeq names its product NEDD4 E3 ubiquitin protein ligase (gene NEDD4). Gene Ontology annotation, molecular function: sodium channel inhibitor activity; protein binding; ubiquitin protein ligase activity. Lineage: Eukaryota; Metazoa; Chordata; Mammalia; Carnivora; Otariidae. Gene Ontology annotation, biological process: regulation of synapse organization; protein ubiquitination; neuron projection development. The record is from RefSeq and is a predicted model, not a curated record. Gene Ontology annotation, cellular component: dendritic spine; cytoplasm.